Molecule: messenger RNA, 5939 nt
Organism: Liolophura sinensis
Lineage: Eukaryota; Metazoa; Mollusca; Polyplacophora; Chitonida; Chitonidae
Product: electrogenic aspartate/glutamate antiporter SLC25A13, mitochondrial-like
Exons: 19
Coding region: 22-2145 (707 amino acids)
Biological process (GO): aspartate transmembrane transport; L-glutamate transmembrane transport; malate-aspartate shuttle
Molecular function (GO): calcium ion binding; L-aspartate transmembrane transporter activity; L-glutamate transmembrane transporter activity
Source: RefSeq, a predicted model, not a curated record
AUUAGGUUGAAUGUGUGAAACAUGGCAUCAAGCCGGGCAAGUGAGUCCAAGUUUGAGACCUUGUCGAAAUUCUGGCCGAUUCCAAAGAAGGCAGUAUGCGAAGCUCGACCGAGGACAAGGGCCCAGCUGGAGUAUUUCCAAAGGGCAGACACAGAGAGUCUACAUGAAAUCUUCAAUAAGUAUGCAAGUAAAGAGGAAGGUGGGGAAAGGUUUAUGACCUAUCAUGACUUCAUCUUGAGAUACUUGCGAGUUCUGGAAGAAGGAGAUUACAAUGAAGAGACACUUCACUUUUUCGGCAGUGCCAUCGACACGUCCCGGGACAAGAAGAUUUCCUUCCCUGAGUUCCAGGCGUUUGAGGCACUGUUAUGUCUGCCAGAUGCCAUGUAUGCUCUGGCCUUCCAGAUAUUUGAUCGCGCUGGCAAUGGAUAUAUUACUUCUGAUGAAUUUGUAAAAAUUAUCAAACACACUGUCCUUCAUGAAAAGAUGCCAUUCAACUUCGAGAGUGAGUUUCUUAGACUUCACUUUGGGAAAGACCUUCAGAGAAAAGUCACAUAUGCAGAAUUUACUCAACUAAUUCAUGAUUUCCAUGAUGAGCAUGCACUGCAGGCAUUUAUGAGCUUGGAUAAGGACAACAAUGGUUACAUCAAUGCUGUGGACUUCCAGCGGAUCAUGUUGUCGUUGAAAUCUCCUCUCCUCACAACUUUUGUGAAGGAGAAUCUGGUCACAGUGGCAGUGGGAGGGGAGAAGCAGAGACAAGUUAGCUAUGCAUACUUCAUGGCCUUCAUCUCACUCCUGACUAACGUGGAAUUGAUCAAAAAAAUUUACCUGGUUGCAUCAGAAAAUAACCCAAAGAAAGAGAUAACUAAAGAGGAGCUGCUAUAUGAAGCACAAGGCUUCGCUCAGAUCACCCCAAUGGAGGUAGAUAUACUGUUUCACCUUGUGGGCCUCCGUCACCAGACAGGAGUGCCCAGUGAUUCACAAUCUUUUGGGAGAGUAAUGUAUGAUGACUUACUGGCAAUUUCUCCGAUGGAAGGAAAACAGACGCCAUAUUCUGUGAAAAUGCAAGUAGCUGAGGAAAACAUCCGUCUGGAGCAGCCUGUGGAGAGAGGUAUUCUGAUACAGGUGGCUGAGAGCAUCUACAGGUUUGGUCUGGGAGCAAUUGCCGGAGCUGUUGGAGCGACAGCAGUCUACCCCAUUGAUCUGGUGAAGACACGUCUCCAGAACCAGCGGACUGGCUCCAUGGUGGGAGAACUCAUGUAUAAAAACAGCUUUGACUGCUUCAAGAAGGUGCUGAGGCACGAGGGACCUCUGGGGCUCUACCGCGGUUUACUGCCCCAGAUUGUUGGCGUGGCUCCGGAGAAAGCCAUCAAGCUUACCAUGAAUGACUUAAUGCGUGACAAGCUGACGAGGACUGAUGGUUCUUUACCGCUAUGGGCAGAGAUGAUAUCUGGUGGUACGGCUGGUGCCUCCCAGGUUAUCUUCACUAAUCCUUUAGAAAUUGUCAAGAUCCGUCUUCAGGUAGCAGGAGAGAUUGUGGGGAAAAGACAAGUCAGUGCUCUGGCAGUAGUGAGAGACCUGGGUCUGUUUGGACUGUACAAGGGAUCGCGGGCCUGUUUCUUGAGAGACAUUUCCUUCUCAGCCAUAUACUUCCCAGCAUACUCGCACGCCAAAAAGUUUUUCGCUGAUGACAGUGGCUACAACGCUCCCCAUACGUUGUUGCUGUCUGCUACAAUGGCUGGUGUGCCAGCUGCUGCCCUACCCACCCCUUUUGAUGUGAUAAAGACACGACUGCAAGUUCAGGCACGGACUGGUCAGACCACCUACACAGGGGUCACAGAUUGUAUACGCAAGCUGUACAAGGAGGAGGGAGGCAGUGCCUUCUGGAAAGGCACCCCAGCCCGCGUCUUCCGGUCAGCUCCCCAGUUUGGUGUCACAUUGCUGACCUAUGAACUUCUGCAGAGGUUGUUGUAUGUAGAUUUUGGCGGCAGGCGCCCAGAAGGAUCAAGUGUGAGGAAGACAAGUUUGGAUGACGUGAUUUCCCGACACCCUGACCACAUAGGCGGGUACCGGUUGGCCACAGCCACAUUUGAUGGCAUGGAUACGAAGUUUGGGCUGUGUCUUCCAAGAACCCGUGUGUCAGCGUGACGUAGUAGUCCAUUAAUUACCAAUUGUUAGUUGUAUGUAGUAUGAGACAGGCACUGUGUUGUGCCUGGCCUACCUCGUACCCUUCAGGCUGGUGAUUCGAGGGCUUGCUGUGAUAGAUGACAUACUUAAUAACAACAAAACGAACGCCAGAUACUGUACCAUCUGUUUUCCUGAGGUGGGGAGGGUGUGGUUUGGUUUGAGAGGGGAACUUGGGAUAUGGUUGAUGUAGAGUAGAAAAAUAUUGAGUUACCUCAGUGCUUUUAGACCUAGAGAGAGUGUGGCUAUAAUGUAUGAGAAGUUUUAAUUAAAUAAUCAUGAAAUCAUGUGGUGUAAAUGCAUAAAAAAAAUCAACAGGUUGCAUUGUACUGUAUGCCAGGGUCCCAUAUGUCAUGAUAUUAAAUACCUAGGUUGAGGUGUGUGCAUAUUCAUGUAAUGAGUCGCCAGGUACUGGUUUUUGAGAAGUGUGCCACCUGCUCUUGUAUCAGUAUUACAACAUGGUUGCUUGUACCUAAUCAGACUUAUUUACAUGUAUAUUUAAGUAUAUACAUUUAUAUACUAAGCCAAGCCAAGUCCGAUUAGGUGGCAGCUUAUUUGUGACUAUCAUUCAGCCAUGUUGAAAAUGAGGUAACUUUUUUAAUGGAUUAAGCUUAAACUUAAGUUUAAUGACAAUAAAUUUCAUGAUACACAUUUCAAUGACUGGGCUCCUGUCCACUGAUUUUGUUACUGACUAUUUGCCAUUAGAUUGGGAUUUGUUUUGCUGUUGUGGUUUUACAGAUUAUUCUGUGUUUUUUUGGAGUCAAAGUUAAUGUGUCGUCAUUUGUUUGAGAGGCGUCACCCCUCCCCAGUAUAUACUUAUGUGACAAUGUGAAUGCGAUGUAUACACACAAUGUUUUUAUGAACAUGUAAAGUUCAGAAGUGUUCUAUCAUCAGAUAUGUCAAACCUUAUUAUUUUGGUGUGUGCCCUAGAGACAAACUUAAUGCUGUAAGAUGUUUUGACUAGGUACUGCAAGUACAUGUAAAUACAGACCAAGAAAUAGUUUGUCAGAUAUUUUAUCACCUAAAGGCUGUGUCUUCAGUUGAGUUACUGUGCAUUUUGUGAUAAAUUUUUACUGGUGUGUUUAUGAUUUUAUUUCCCUGAAAUGUACAAGUUAAUUUCAGAGGAUGGCAUAUUAUUAAAACUGGCCUGAAAAGAGAUUUCUGAUCCUCUUCGUACACUUCUGACUAAACUGUGCAACAUGUUGAUUUUCUCUAGUGACAUUUUGGAUGCAUGGAGCUUUAUAGGAAAGAUUCUUUAAUGGCGGUAUAAUUAAUCAAAAAAGUAAUGAAAUAGUUAGGACAUUGUGUGUGAUUUAAUAGUGUAGAUAGAUAACAUGUACAUUGUUGAAUGUUGUGUAAAACCAUCACAAUAGCUGUCUAAAAACAAAUACAUGUGUAGUAUACUUUAACACUUCAAUCAGUGCCUAUCUAAGUGCAUACAUUAAUCUCUGACAAAAUCAGGCACUUGAAGCAGUUCUAUCUUAAGUGAUCACAAAUGUCUCUGAUAGAUUUGGACAGAAGCAGCAAUCUUCAAUUAAGUGCACUCUGUAAGUGUUGAUAGAAUUGGACAGUAGCAGUUAUCCUCACUUAAGUGCACACAGUAAUUGUUGAUAGAAUUGGAAACUAGCAGCAGUUCUCACUGAAGUGCACACAGUAAUCUUGAUCAGAAUUGGACACUAGCAGCAUCCACACAGUAAUUGUUGAUAGAAUUGGACAUUAGCUGUAAUCCUCACUUAAGUGCACACAGUGAAGUCGAAUAGGAUUGGACAGUAGCAGCAAUCCUCACUUAAGUACUUACAGUAAUUGUUGACAAAAUUGGACAUUAGCAGCAGUCCUCACUUUAGUGCACUCAGUAAUCUUGUGAAGAAUUGGACAUUAGCAGCAAUUCUUACAUAACAGGUUUGUCAGCAGCAAUCCUCACUAAGUGCGCAGUAAUCUUAUGUAGGAUUUAUCACCAGCAGCAAUCCUCGCAUGUACAUGUAACUGCACACUGUAAUCUCAAACAGAAUUUGAUACUACAGUAUAGCAGCAGUCGAAACUUCAGUGGAACUCCACAGAAAUCGUGUGUAGAAUUGGACACUAGCAGCAGUCCUCACAUGUACAUGUAACUGCACACUGUAACCUCGAGCAGAAUUUGGUACUACAGUUUUGCAGAAAUCCAAAUUUCAGUGAAAUUUCACAGAAAUCUUGUGUAGAAUUGGACACAAGCAACAAUCCUCCCAUGCAUAUAAGUGCACACAGUAAUCUCAAAUAGAAUUUAGGACUACAGUUUUGCAGCAAUUCAAACUUCUGUGGAACUCCACAGAAAUCUUGUGUAGAUUUGGACACUAGCAGCAUUUUUCACUUUACAGAUUUUUUGAUAGAAUUGAACACUAGCAGCAAUCUUGUAUGUGCACAAAAAUCUCGGACUGAACUGUACACCACCAGCAAUCUUACGUGUGCACUAAAAUCUCGGACAGAACUGUACGCCAGCAGCAGUCUUGCUCUACUUACAGGAACACACUGUGUCAUCCAUGGUGUUGCUGUAUAUGACAAUAUUUGUGUAGAUGCAUAAAUAUUAGAAGUUUAUGGUGGUGUACCAAAAGCAUAGUCAUCCACAACUUUAUAUGGAAAACGGAAAUAGAGUAUUUGACAUUGAGAUACGGUGUGUCAGCCUUGUUGGUAGGGUAUGUACACGUGUUGGGUUCUGCAAUGCCAUUGAAAGCCUGGACGUCUACGAUUUCAAUGAUUGGAUGCCAGUCAGUAUUACAACAUAAGGCUGUCUCACGGAACUGGAAAGCUUUCAUUUUGUUUUCACUUCUAGUCGACCCUCAAAUAUUUGUUGAUAGUGGGCAUGCUAUCUGCUAUAUGCAUAAAAGUACAUCUGUAGUAACGACUUCAUGCAUAAUAGUCAAUUUCGUCUCUCACGCCACCUGUUUUCCAGUUUUUGAGGGAGAAUAAUGUAAUUUAUGCAUAAUACUUUUGAAGUUUUCUGUUUUGAGGGAGAGUCUAUUAAAAAUCUGAAACUGUGUUUACCAUGCAUGCAUGACACAAUUUAUUAUUAUUUUUUAUAUUAAAUUGUCUAAUGUUAAAUUGAUGACAAACAACUACAGGCUAAUUCAAGUCAAUGUCUGUUUUUAGUGCUGACGAAUAUGGACUUUUCGUCUCGUUAAGAGUGGAGUGACAUACUUGGACGUUUGAGUGUUGUAGCACAACUCCGCGCAAUAAAUUUUUAGCUUUUGCACUGCUGUUAUAUUACAUUCAGUCGUUGUCUGUUAAGAAAAUUUUUUCCGGAUUUCAGAAUCUUUAAAUGUAGGCCUAUAACAUCAAAGAAUGUGGUAGAACAGGUAGAAUAAGAUGAAAGACUGUAGAAUUUGCUCAAGCUAUAUACCGAUAUUAAUACUUGCAAGCUUACCGGGUUAUCGUUUUGUGUAUAUAUAUAUACACAGGCAGAUUGAGAUAGCCUUGCAAAGUAAUAUAUGCGGUAAAUAUAGAAUCCUGUAAUACGUAAACCGUUUUCUUGUAAAGCGUGAAAUUAUUUUUCAAAAAAUCUGAGAAAAAAGAUUUCAUUCAAAGAAAUUUAUUUAUUGUUCUUACGGAAUCGUGAUACCCAAGGGGAUAUUUUAUUGAAAAUAAAGAGUGGUUGAAGUCUUAAUUGUGGAUGUGCUUUUUCUUAUUUUGUAAUCAUACUGAUUAUUAUUUGCCUAAUAAGUGGGUUCUUUUUAAAACAUUCUUUCAGCUUUCCGAACGUUAUAUAACCAUAUCUUAUCACCAAUUUA